Colossoma macropomum (tambaqui) is the source of this 1909-nucleotide messenger RNA. RefSeq names its product endothelial cell surface expressed chemotaxis and apoptosis regulator (gene ecscr). The record is from RefSeq and is a predicted model, not a curated record. The coding region runs from base 150 to 869 and encodes 239 amino acids. The transcript is spliced from 9 exons. NCBI's taxonomy places the organism in Eukaryota, Metazoa, Chordata, Actinopteri, Characiformes, Serrasalmidae.
AGCUCCUCACUCUGCUCCAGACUCAUUCACAUAUACACACUUCAGUGCUUAUCUCUUCUGUCUUUUUUCUUUUCUUAUACAUCUGUGCUUGGUGACCUCUAUUAGUAGCCAUCAGCCUUUUACGUACCAAACCUCUCUGGAUUAGAGCCAUGGAUCUGCUAUUAUGUUCUUUUAUUGUGUUCUGUGUGUCUCUCUCCUUUAUCUCAGCAGCAACUCCCUCUGUCCAAACCACCCAGCAUGCGACCACAGUAAUGACCAGCACCACCUCGAUAAAAUAUGCCUCACCUACAGCAAACUUCAUUUCAACUCAGUAUACUGAAGGCAGUAGUAAUUCAAGUGGCUUCAAUGUUACCUCUCCUCCCAGCUCAGCAGGACAAACCAAGCUGGUCAGCCCAACAUCUGCCGGGUUUACAUCUCACAUGAGUUCCAACAUGGGCCAAAUCACCUCUUCCCCUGCAGCUGUCCAGUCAGAUCAUGAUCCUGGACCAGUGAACUUUACAAACAAGGAGGCCCCCACAGCAGCCCCACCUACACAGCCGCCAAGCAACAGCCUCACUAUGUUAGCCUUUGGUGUGAUGAGCUUCAUUCUCAUUCUGAUCAUCGUUAUGGUGAUCUUGGUAACAGCCGUUAAUCUCAGAGGACGGUGUAAUAACACAAAGGAAGAGGGUGUUAAGGGCUAUGACUCAGUGAUAUCAGAAAGCAACAUGACCAGCACCGGAGAGAAAGAAAGCAUCACACUGGUCUCCAUAAGGACGAUAAACACGGAGACUGACUCAGAUUCACCACAGAUCUCCUCCGUCCGCAGUACAAUACUGGACAAUGAGGACCAAGAGCUCAGCAGAGAUCUGCUCAGUAUCAGAGCACAGUAAACACGCUCAGCUCUAAUUCAGCACAGGGAUGGAGCACAGCUGCCCCUUAUGUCCCCUUUCAGAAACAGCAAACGAUGGUAUUAAAGGAACUGUUCAACAAAAAAAUGUAAUUGUCACAGUUUACCUCUUACCCCAAAUGUAGUUGAUCAGACAAGACUUGCUUUGUGUCCAAAGUUUGCUUGUUUAGUAACAGAAGUAGCACAAAUAUUACUAGACUUACAUUACUUGUUAGCAGUGUGCGAAAGACCCUGCGGUAUUCAGGAGUCCCAUGUUACAGAUGUUAGUCUAUAAAGGACGAACCAGGUGAACCAGUCUGCUACAGCGCCACCCUGAGGCAGACUGUCUGCAUCUCUAGUUGGUCAAGACUACCAAAGCCAGAAGCUUGUUAAUUGUAGGUGAAGCAGGCUGAACAAUGACAGCAUAUAAUCAUAAAAAGUUUAUUUUCAGGAUCGCCCAGAAUUUUGAUUUUAAAACAUUCAGGCGGUCCAAUAGGCCUGAAUCCCCCCCACCCCCCACCCCCAGUCCCCCUGUAUUUCACACCUUGCUUGUUAGGUACAAUAGCUUUAUAGCUCCAGUACAAAACUAAAGAAGCAGAUAUGUUCUGGCUGAUUAACUAUAUUUGGGGUAAAGAGAAAACUGUGUAAAUGUGAUUUUUUUUUUUUUGCUAAACCAAGAUGAAGCCUCAGUUCAACAUUUUUAAGGUCUACAUUCAUCACUGGUCAUUUGUCUCUCAUAUGUAAAUAUUUAUUCACAAUUAAAAAUGAUAAAGGAUGAACAAAUGACCAGUAUAUGUGUGAUAUAGUCAUUUGAACAUAUCAGAAACCUUACACUUUUUGGAAAAUCAGGCUCACGGCAGUAUUAGCUUAAAAAAAUUUAAAAAAUGAAAAAAUGAAAAAAAUAAUUUUCCUGGUUCAUUUUAAAAUAAGAGACAGAGUAGUAGAGAGUGGAAAGUAUGCACCCAGACAGCAAGCAUACAUCGGCUCAGUGGCUUGCAAAUGCACACAGCCUUUUACUUUAGAAAAUAAUCGAAGACAAAUAUU